This is a messenger RNA of Geosmithia morbida, 786 nucleotides long. RefSeq names its product phosducin. The record is from RefSeq and is a predicted model, not a curated record. The transcript is spliced from 2 exons. Gene Ontology annotation, biological process: protein folding. Lineage: Eukaryota; Fungi; Ascomycota; Sordariomycetes; Hypocreales; Bionectriaceae. The coding region runs from base 1 to 786 and encodes 261 amino acids. Gene Ontology annotation, cellular component: cytoplasm.
AUGGCUACACCGGGAGACCAGCGCAUUGCCGUCCCUAUAGAUGACCCAAACGCAGACACCGAAUGGAACGACAUCUUACGCUCGCAUGGGGUCAUCCCCGAGAAGCCCCCAAGUCCGACUCCCAUGAUAGAGGAGGCCAUUCUCGAAGGACGCAAGCUGGCAUACGAGAACAGGCUAGAGGGCAAGGAUCUUGACGAGCUCGACGAGCUGGAGGACGACGAGGACGAAGCAUUCCUGGAGCAGUACAAGCAGAAGCGCAUGGCCGAGCUCAACGAGCUACAGAAAAAGGCCAUUCACGGCACUGUGUAUCCGAUAUCGAAGCCCGAGUAUCAGCGGGAAGUUACGGACGCAUCCAACAAGGGCCCCGUAUUUGUCAACCUCACGUCGUCCAUGGGGACAAAUGUGGAAUCGAGAGUGCUCUCGGAGCUGUGGCGCCAAGCUGCACACGAAUACGGGGACAUCAAAUUUUGCGAGGUUAGAGCCGCCCAGGCCAUUGAAAACUACCCGGACCGCAACUGCCCGACCAUUCUCGUUUACAAGAAUGGCGACAUUGUCAAGCAAGUCGUCACGCUUGCGACCAUGGGUGGUACGCGCACAAAUAUGCAGAAGAUUGACGACAUGCUGGUUGAGGUGGGAGCGGUCCCCGAGUCCGACAUGAGGGUCGUCAAGCGCAGGCGCGCCGCCGAGGACGCCGAGGAGGAGAGGCAAUCAGGCGCUAGAAAGACCAUCAAGAAGGGCGCCACAGUGACAUCACGGAGCGACGACGAGGACAGUGAUUGGGAUUAA